Rhincodon typus (whale shark) is the source of this 3807-nucleotide messenger RNA. RefSeq lists its product as uncharacterized. The transcript is spliced from 3 exons. NCBI's taxonomy places the organism in Eukaryota, Metazoa, Chordata, Chondrichthyes, Orectolobiformes, Rhincodontidae. The record is from RefSeq and is a predicted model, not a curated record. The coding region runs from base 143 to 1111 and encodes 322 amino acids.
CUGGGUGAAUUUACUGGAUUCCCUUCCAUCCACCAUUUGGAUCUGAGCGUUCUCUUGCAGCCUCUCACCUCUCUCAGUACUGGAAAAGAGGGAGAAUUGGAUUUUAUUUACAGGACCACUCGACAGGAUUGAACAAACAGCCAUGACAACCCUCGAUUGCGAAUCAUACGAGAAGAAGUUCAAAGAUGUCACUUUGCCCCCUUUUGUGAGUGGGAUGUCUUCCAUUGUAUCCUUCGCUAACUCCGCUGCCACCUUCGGUAAUAAGGAGCUGGAGGAGUUGGAAAUUGGGAAAGUAAAGGUUGAUAUUGAAUUGGCCUACAAGGAGAUGAGCAGGGCUGAGAAAGAGGCCAGGACUGUGAUCGACUCGAUGACAGCUGAGGCCCUGCAGCUGGCGGAGGACUUUGACAAGGCUCAGAGGGAGAGGAAGGAGCAGGAGGAAAGUCUCUGGAUCAAGAAAGAUGAGCUGAUAAUCCUGGAGAGUCAUAGAUACCAGGCCAAUGAUCAGCUUCAAGCUGCCAGAUCAUCCCUAAAACACAAAGAGACUGCCCUGGACACUGCAGAGGCUCGGAAAGGGGAUAAAGUCACUGGAAGGGACAUGGGAAUUGGUUUAAUAUUCCUUGCUCCUUGCGUAGGAAUUCCAAUGACUGUCAACUACAACAAGGAACUAAAUACCACGAAAAAGUUGGUGAAGACAGUGGACGGUGAAAUCAAUCGUCUCCGAGCUGAAGUCAAGCAGAAAGAAGAUGACAUGCAUAAGUACAACAAUCAGAUACCAGAGAAAAGCAAAGAGAUCGAGAGAUUGAAGGAGAGCCUGGCUCGGAAAGAAAGAGAGGUGGAAAAGAUGGAGAGAGCAUGUGGGCUCUUGGCUGAUAUGAAAAGCAAAUUGAAAUAUUGCUACAACUACCUGUACAGUCUCCAUGGGGCUGUGGAAGUGUUGUACACCUCCUGCCAGGACUUGUACAGUCUGGAUCCAAUCAUGCCCAUUAUAGAGGAAGCAUUGAAAACAAUACAGAAGCAGAACUCCUACAAUGAGCUACUAGCCUAUAAUGGUGAUGUCCAGAAAAUGGUCAAAGAGUUGAAGAUGAUACAGUAUCGAAUGAACAUGAAGUAGAGGCGGGUUCUCCUUACAGCAAACAAACUGUUAACUGUCACUUAUUAAGGAAUGGAUGUGGAAUAACAAAGGAGGCUAAAUCAAGGGAGGAGACAAGGGGAAAUUUUCUUAUUCACUGAGCUCUUGAAGAUGAAACAUAUUGCUGAAAGGCUGGUAGGAGGGGGUUUGUCACUUUGAACAGGGAAUUAGAGAAAACUUUAAAAGGAACAGCUUGCAAGAUUAUAAGAAAAGAGCAGGGCACUGGGAUUUAUUGGAUAGUUCUUCCAAAGAACCAGCACAGGCACGGUGGCCUGAAUGCUUCUUUUACCUGUGAAAUUCCAUGGGUCUAUGAAGCAGGUUGGUGUAAUCAGUCUGAUUGUUAAGUCCAAUUUGAAAAUGCAGUGACCAAAGCCUCUGUUGGAAUAUGUGAAUGUGAAUGUCCACGAAUGGGGUUAAGCUGGCGGGUAUUGGGCAAUGGAUAGGCAAAAUGUCCACAAUUUUGACUUUCCUUCAGAACUAAAGAAGAGUCAUAUUGGUCUUGAAACAUUAACCUGCUUCUCUCUGUUCAGAUUACGUUCCACCAUGACCCAUAUUGAAAAUGAAUGCAUUAAAUUCGUCUGGUUUACGGCUGAUGAGAGAGGAUGGUGAAGCUCCUAACUGAUGUCCACUUAAACUUUUCCAGAAGGAAAAUCUGGACCUGUCUGCUCAGCUCCACGCCUCAAUCCAGAUCGGUGAAUCCCAAUGAGAGGGACUCGAGAAACUGGACAGGGGGUAAUAGGUGAAACAAAAGCCACCGUUCAGGGAUGGUAACGAGAGAAUGGAUCAGGAGGAGACCAUUCAGCCCCUCAAGGCUGUUCCACUGCCAUUCAAUCACACUGCGGCUGAGUGGUAUCUCAAAUACACUUUCACACUUCUUUUUGUUCCAUUUCCCAUCCCCAGCUAAAACUGAUGCCCUGAAAGCUCCAGCAGAUUCCCAGCUUUUUGGGAAUGGAGUUCCAGUUUUCAUUCCAAUUCAUAUGAGGGAUUUCUUCCUGACUUCACGUUUGAAUGGACUGGCUCAAAUAUGAAUGCCUGUUCCCACCAGAUGAAAUAGUUUCUCUGUGUUUACCCUAUUGAAAUACAAUUAGAUCACUCCCCAACUGCUUAAACCCUGAGGAUUAAAGAUUGGUUUAUGAACCUGCCCCCCACCCCCUCAUUUAGCCCUUUAAAUCCCAGUAUGAGUGGUGAAUCUACACUGAAGCCCCUCCUUCCUGAAGUGCAGUGAUGUGAACACAGUCUGACCUAGGCUUUGUAUAUCAUUGGAUUAUUUCUAAUGAAUCCUGAGAGAAACUGUGCAAACCCCAAAUCAAAUUCCAAAUGGACCAAGGCUGAGGGAAGAGCAAAGAGGCUGAGGUGGCUUCCAAGGUGAGAAGAUUCCUUUGUGUACUGAUUAAGGGGAUACUGAGGAGCAUGGACUAAAUGGGAGGGUGGGGAGGUGGGCAGGGAAUGCCACCAAUGAAUCCUGGGAAUUCUUGAGAUGAUGUGACUCAACUGCCCAGAUGAGCUUUGCUCACAUGUCACCUUUAUUAACUCCAGUGGAAUCAUUGAGGAUUAGCCAAGUACCAAUUUAAUAAAGUUUGUAAACCACAGUUAGACAGAGGAAUCACUGCUGGCAAAUGUAACAUGAGAAUAGACUAUAUUAAAAUUAAAGUUACAGUUCCAAUGAACCACAGCCAUUUAUUGUUGAGAAAUAGCCUCCUUUUUUAUUCCUCUCCAACUUUAAUAUUAAUCUCAUGUGUAGAACCAGCUAUUUUCACAUUGUAAUUUAUCAUAUUCACAUCAAAAUCGUGAUUGUGGUGAAUGAGAUUCUCCAGCUGCAUAUCGGAAUGAAUAUAAUCUUGAUAAUUAAUGGAUCUUUGCAUUAUUGUAAUUGCCUGUUAUUAUCGGAAUGGGUUUGUGAAGACCUGUCUUACUUCUUCAGAGUUAAUUAUUGUGACUUGUGGGAUGACCAACUUGGAACAACUUGAAAAACGUGCUUGUAGCCACUGACUCACACACCCUUCCUCCUGUCAGAAAGUUCUUAUCCUUGAGUUGUUAUCUCCCUGUGGAGAAUUGGUGGUGGGGAGAGGGGAGGAGCUCCUGGUGAAUGGUUUAUUAACAAUGUGGUUGGGUAGGAAGGAAUGGUUAAACUAAUCCCUGGUUGCAACUGUCUUGUAGCACAUUGGGCACUUCACCAGUUCCUGAGUCCCUUUUUUAACUGAUCGCAAUCUCUCGACAUGUAGCUCAAAGUGAUCUGGGUUUCUGGUGGAAUAGGAGUCAGGGGUUUAACAUGGUGGUAGCAUGAUGCCUACUGUGCCCAGGCUAAUUUCAGCACCCUCCCCAUUUGGUGGCAGGCUUCCUGGUCACUUAUUCCAUUGUUGCUUGUGGAAGCUUCCUGUGCACACAUUGGCUGUCAUCUUUCCCUGAUACACAGCAGUGACUACAAAUAAAAGCUGCCUCACUGCCCCUAAAGUGUUCUGAGGCUUUGACAGGCACUGUAGAAGUUCAAGUUCAUUCUUUGAGGCAAACAAUUGGAAUGACAGAGCUGAAGAAACCAGCAAUUCCAAGCCCCCAAAUACAGGGUCAGCAGAAGAGGAGGGGAGACAAUGGCCUAGUGGUGUUAUCACUAGGCUGUUAAUUCAGAGACCCAGAUAAUGCCCCAUGGACCUGGGUUUGAAUCCUGCCACUACAGAUGGUGG